Molecule: messenger RNA, 2561 nt
Organism: Varanus komodoensis (Komodo dragon)
Lineage: Eukaryota; Metazoa; Chordata; Lepidosauria; Squamata; Varanidae
Product: D-threo-3-hydroxyaspartate dehydratase-like
Exons: 6
Coding region: 608-1942 (444 amino acids)
Biological process (GO): D-serine catabolic process
Molecular function (GO): D-serine ammonia-lyase activity
Source: RefSeq, a predicted model, not a curated record
UGGGAGUCAUUGCUUACUGCUGUGCAGCCUCUGCAUGCUUGCAGCUCUGACUCCACGACCGCAACGCGUUCAUCUCAGCCUGUCUGCCCAAAGCGAUCUGCCCGGCUUUUCUCCUGUGCCUUUCCCCAUUCUUUCUUCGUUUUAUUUACCUCGCCUGCGAAUUUUAAUGCUCCCUGGCUUUGCUUUGACUCGGUGCAUCCCCGAGAACCCUUGACAUGAGUGGCGUGAAGAACGAAAUUAAUUCAACAAGCAAGUCUGGCUCUUUGCAACCCUCCAGUUACAGCCUUCUGCUCCUUUGACCGUUUGCCCUGUUUUAACCUGCAGCCGCUUCGAGGUUUCUCCGAAGGUCUGUGUCCUGCGGAGUCGCACGGAAAUCAGCGCAUGCUCUGCAGCCCAGCUGUUGCAUGCAAGAGUUAAGCCUUUUGCAUGUUCCGUCAUUGCGGGAGCUCUGGCAGUCGCGGGUAAUCCAGAGCAGGGCUGUGCCAACAGGCAUCUGGAGUGAAGCCAAAUCCCGUCAUGUGAACUCGCGGUGCAGUUGCCAACGACCAGUGGAUUUUGCCCUGGCCUGGGAAGAGCUGGGACUGAGCAGAAGCAGCAGCAGCAAGAGAUGUGGGCAGGCCGACGUGUGGAAGAGCUGCCGAGCCCGGCGUUCAUCGUGGAUCUUGACGUGGCAGAGGGGAACGCGCAGCGGAUGAGGGAGCGAUGCCUGGCCCUGGGCGUGGCCCUCCGGCCUCACAUGAAAACCCACAAGACCCUGGAAGGUGGGCAGCUCAUGACGGAGGGCACGCUGCGGAAAAUCGUGGUAUCUACGCUGGCUGAAGCCCGGUUCUUUGCCGACGGAGGUUUCGAUGACAUCUUGUACGCCUACCCUCUGCCCUUUGACAAGGUUGAGGAUUGCGCUGCCUUGGCGGAGAGACUGGAAAAUUUCCACGUUCUGGUGGACAGCUAUGAUGCCCUGGCCGUGCUGAAACGGAGACCGUUGCGCCAGGGCAAGCGCUGGAAGGUGUGGGUGAAGAUAGACUGCGAAAAUGGCCGAGCCGGCCUGAGACAUAACGAUCUGGCUGCCCUUGGGCUGGCUAAGGCCAUUGCCGAGGGCACGACCGAAAUGGCCGGGGUCUACGUCCACUGCGGCAACUCGUACAGCUGCCACGGGGAGUCCGAAAUCCAAGCCGUGGCUGAGUCCACCACAGAGCUGACCCUGAACUUCAUGGACAGGCUGCAGGAGGCCGGGCUGAGCUGCUCCGUCUGCAGCAUCGGAUCCACGCCGACCUGCAGCCGUCCCGUGCCCAAGAUGGGCAGGCUCACUGAGGUUCAUCCCGGGAAUUACAUCUUCUACGAUGUCCAGCAGAUGAUGGUCGGGUCAUGCCGCCGGGAGGAGAUUGCCGUCCGCGUCUUGACGAGGGUCAUCGGCCACUAUCCGCACCGCAACCAGCUGCUGGUGGACUGCGGCUGGGCCAGCUUGAGCCUGCACAGCUUGGGGCAGUUGCCGACAGGAUACGCCCUGGUGGACGGCCACCCUGACCUCAAGUACGCAACGCGCGGCGGCCAACUCGGGGGGCGGGGGUGCACCCACAGCCGCUGGCCGCCCCUGGCCCUCUUGACGCCCUUAGCAGAGGUCCCCUGCACUGAUCUGCAGUGCCCCCCCCCCCCCGGAUUGUUAAAAGGCACGGCUGGAACAGGCAGGGAGCCUGUGAAAUUCGGCCCACCUGCAGUGCCCAGCAAGGCCCCAGUGAAAUGCCUUCUACGGUUUACGUCCAGCUGGCAUCUGGAAGUCGCUACUUCCCGGCGGGUGUCCGGGGUUGCAUGUGCCACGAGAACGGACGAGAUCGCCCAGCUUUUGGGGCCCCUCUGGGAGGUUUGGAAUAUUGAGAGUCGUGGGCGCUCGCACAAGAGGACCGCCACGGGGCGGGAGGCGCCUGUUCACAGCCCGAACCCUAAUUGAAGGCCCAAAGUAGAGCGGUGGUGGGGCGGAGGGGGUGAGAGCCAGGAGGCAGGGUGCCCAGAGCUCUGGAUUCUGGGAUGGGGCUCCCUCCUCCCUCGUAGGGACGGCACUGCAGAUCUAGACUCGCCCUGAUGCCACGUCUCAGAACGAAACAGCUUUUGCGGCCUUAUACUGGGGGUGCUGAGGCUCAGGCCGGGGGACCAAAUUCAGCGCUCAGAGUCCCCCGAAUGAGCUUCCCCCCUCAAGCCACCCCUGGCUGCCAGUUGGAGUCUCCCGGAUUUUGCAUGCCGUUUCCCUGUGCGGAAGGACCCGCACGGCUCUCCAGAGGCUCAGAGCUGUGCAUUCAGACCCCCUGCUCUUCUAGCCCUGCCCCUUUGCCUCCGGCCCCGCCCACCCGGACCACCGGGAGCUUCUCCAGGGUGGAAUUCCGCACCUGGGACAGAAGAUACUCGGUGCCCCUGCCCUUGCGCGAGCCAGCCCAGAGGAAGGGAGGGGACCCAGUGCGCGGCCACGGGGCUGGCACAGACGGGGGCUGCGGAAUUCUGUGGGGCCGCAGCUGUCGGGGGGGGUUGGAGGCAGCGAAGCCAAUUGCAGGUGGACUGUGGGCUCCUCUCGCUCU